This is a messenger RNA of Centruroides sculpturatus (bark scorpion), 1431 nucleotides long. Its product is annotated as adult-specific rigid cuticular protein 15.7-like. Bases 1 to 498 code for a protein of 165 amino acids. The transcript is spliced from 3 exons. Gene Ontology annotation, cellular component: chitin-based extracellular matrix. The record is from RefSeq and is a predicted model, not a curated record. Gene Ontology annotation, molecular function: structural constituent of chitin-based larval cuticle. NCBI's taxonomy places the organism in Eukaryota, Metazoa, Arthropoda, Arachnida, Scorpiones, Buthidae.
AUGUAUAAGGCAACCAUCCUUUGUGCUCUCCUCGCUUGCGCCUAUGCAGGUUUCGCUGGACACGGUGGAGUGAGCCAUUCUUCCAGGAAGCAAGAUGAUCACGGAAACUACGCUUUCGGUUACCAAAUUGCCGAUGGUCACGGUUCCACCAACGGACGCCAAGAAGUCGGCGAUGGAUGGGGUCACGUUGUAGGAUCUUACAAUUUGGGUAUCGUCGAUGGCAGAAAACGUGUUGUCCAUUACGUAGCUGACGGACAUGGUUUCCGUGCUGCCGUCAAGACCAACGAACCCGGCACUGCUCACAGCUUGCCCGCUGCUGCUGUCAUUGCUUCUCCAUACCACGGUGCCCCAUCCGGUGGCGUUGUAGUCCACAAAGCUGUUGUUCCCGUCCAUGGCGGUUAUGGUUAUGGAGGUUAUGGUGGCUACGGAGGAUACGGUGGCUACGGAGGAUACGGUGGUUAUGGAGGAUACGGAUUCGGAAAGGGUUUCCAUGGUUAAAAAUUAAUCUUCUGUAUAAUCCUCUAGGUAAUUAUCGCUUCAGAAUAUUUAUAUCCUAUAGUGAAAUAUAUACACGUAUAUAAACUUAUUUGUAUCUUUACAGUUUUGCCACGAUAAUUGCUGUUGUGUACCACUGGCAGAGGUACUCGGGUAUUUAUGCUUGUAAUUCAACCAAAGGUUUUCAUAUCGUCGUACUUCUUCUUCAUAUCGAAGUCUGAAGUAUGGACUGUUCCUGUGUGCAUUAUAGAUGUGUAUCGUACUUAAUUCUAAUACUGGUGUGCUUGUAAAUAUCGCUACCUCUUCACUUCGAAAUACGUGUUUCUUUUUAUAAAAUAAAUAAUAAAAAUUUAUUUUGCAAAAUAUAUCUUUGUUAUUUCUGGUUUUUUAUUUAUCAGCAAUUAAUUUCUUAUUCGUUUUAUAAUGGUACAAAAACUGAUAAUUAAUGAAAUCAAUGUUUUUUAAACGGUUAAAAAAAUAACAAAAUUACAUUCACAUCUAUCACAGAACAAAUAUUCAGAUAAAAUGACUUGAAUCUGAACUUUUCUGAUAUUUUGCAAUUAGUAAUAUAGCUUCGGGACAAGCAUUUUGCAAAUAGUAAUAAUGGACUUUCGGAACUUUUCCAGUGUGAGAAGUAAUGAUUUGACCGAUCUAGAAAAACGGAUAACCGCUCUGAGACUCCAGAAUAAGGUUACCAUAUUUCAGGUUCAAAACCAGAAAUCAGGACAUUGUAAAUGAAGUAGCAAGAUGGUAAAAUUGAUGGAUAUCAAGCAUUAGGCAAUACAGUACCUAUUCUGGAAAAUAAUGAAUACUUUUAAUUAAAUUAAUUUUAUUGAAUCUUCAAUUACUGCUUUCUUUUUUUUGUUCAAACAGAUGGAAAAAGUAAAAAUAAAAUAAAAAAACUAGACUAUGGCUAGAGGUAACCAUUGAUCCAUC